GUCCCCCUCCUGCUGCCAUGCCGCCCCCGGGCCAGGUCCGGCUGCCGGACUGGGAUGCGCUGCGGCUCCGCGUCCGGACUCUGAUCGGCUCCCACCGGGUCGCGAUCUUCAGCAAGAGCUACUGCCCCUACUGCAACAAGGUGAAAGAACUUUUUCAUUCUAUGGGAGUAGACUACUAUGCUUUGGAACUUGAUUUAACUGAUGAUGGACCCAAUAUUCAGCAAGUAUUAGUAGAAGUGACUAGCCAGAGGACUGUGCCCAAUGUGUUUGUGAAUGGAGCACACAUAGGUGGAUAUGAUAAAACUUUUCAGGCUUACCAAAGUGGCUCACUGCAGAAAGUGCUAGGGAAUUGCAUAGAUGAUGCAGAAGUUUAUGAUUUCGAUCUUAUUGUUGUUGGUGGUGGCUCUGGCGGACUUGCAUGUUCCAAGGAAGCUGCUGCCUUAGGAAAAAAGGUCAUGGUGCUGGACUAUGUUGUACCAACACCUUCGGGUACUUCAUGGGGACUUGGUGGCACUUGUGUAAAUGUAGGUUGUAUUCCUAAGAAACUGAUGCAUCAAGCUGCGCUUCUGGGACAGGCACUUCAAGAUUCAAGGAAGUUUGGCUGGGAGUAUGAUGAGCAAGUUAAACACAACUGGGAGACCAUGGUAGAAGCAAUUCAGAACUACAUUGGCUCUUUAAAUUGGGGUUACAGGGUGUCCUUGAGAGAGAAGACUGUGACAUAUGUCAAUGCCUAUGCAGAAUUUAUCGAACCACACAAAAUAAAGGCAACCAACAGGAAAGGACAGGAAACCUUUCACACAGCACAGACAUUUGUCCUAGCAACAGGGGAAAGGCCCCGAUAUUUGGGUAUCCCUGGAGAUAAGGAAUACUGCAUUACUAGCGAUGAUCUCUUCUCCCUGCCUUACUGCCCUGGCAAAACUCUAAUUGUGGGUGCCUCCUAUGUGGCUCUGGAGUGUGCAGGAUUUCUUGCAGGCAUUGGUUUGGAUGUCACAGUUAUGGUGCGCUCCAUCCUUCUUCGAGGCUUUGACCAAGAAAUGGCAGAGAGAGCAGGUGCCUACAUGGAAACUCAUGGUGUUAAAUUCAUCAGGAAAUUUGUACCUACUCAGAUUGAAAGGUUGGAGGAAGGCAUGCCUGGAAGACUAAAAGUGGUAGCACAGUCUACUGAGGGACCAGAAAUGGUUGAAGGAGAAUAUAAUACUGUUUUGAUAGCUAUUGGUCGUGAUGCCUGUACCAGAAACAUUGGUUUAGAUAAGAUUGGUGUCAAAAUCAAUGAAAAGAAUGGAAAAAUACCUGUAACUGACGAGGAACAAACCAAUGUGCCUCAUGUUUAUGCUAUUGGAGAUAUCUUGGAUGGAAAACUUGAACUUACCCCAGUUGCAAUUCAGGCAGGCAGGCUUCUAGCUCGCAGGCUUUUUGGGGGUAGCUUUAUAAAGUGUGACUAUGUCAAUGUACCAACUACAGUGUUUACUCCUUUGGAGUAUGGAUGUUGUGGAUUACCUGAAGAGAGAGCCAUUGAAGAACAUGGAAAGGAAAACAUAGAGGUGUAUCACACUUUGUUUUGGCCUCUUGAAUGGACAGUACCCAGCAGAGACAACAAUACUUGCUAUGCAAAGAUAAUCUGCAAUAAGCAUGACAAUAACCGUGUGAUAGGAUUUCAUGUUCUUGGACCCAAUGCUGGAGAAAUUACCCAAGGUUUUGGUGCAGCAAUAAAAUGUGGUCUCACGAAAGAAUUACUUGAUGAAACAAUAGGUAUACAUCCAACAUGUGCAGAGGUGUUCACUACAAUGGAAAUUACAAAAUCUUCCGGAAAAGAUAUCACUCAGGCAGGCUGCUGAGGUUAAACCCUGCUGUUUUUAUCUGUUUCUUGUCAUGUACUCUUAUCUCUUUGGAAGGCUUAAGAAGUGUGAAAUACACUUGAGUAAAAUAAAUGAAAACAGCAGUAGCAUCAAAUCUAUUACAACUAGAAACGAUGCAUUUCUUAAGCUUCCUCAGUAGAUAAUGUUGGCAAUGGAAAGAAUACAACAGCAGGGGAAAUGCUAACUAUAAAUCCUGACUUGCUUGGAAGUGGCACGUAAGUGCUUUUUUGAAGUUUUGGCUCAGAACCCCAUUCUGAGGUGAGCUACGACUGAUGACUUAUCUUGCAAACUUAGGAAACCUCUUUGUCCGGUCAGAAAACUGAGCUUCCUUCUGAAGGAGCUUUUGAGUUGCAUAAAUAAUUUAAAGUUAACUCAUUAGGUUCC
Messenger RNA from Trachemys scripta elegans, 2240 nucleotides. It is a transcript of the gene TXNRD3, whose product is annotated as thioredoxin reductase 3. Gene Ontology annotation, biological process: cellular response to oxidative stress; cell redox homeostasis; glutathione metabolic process. The coding region runs from base 18 to 1835 and encodes 605 amino acids. The transcript has 16 exons. NCBI's taxonomy places the organism in Eukaryota, Metazoa, Chordata, Testudines, Emydidae. Gene Ontology annotation, molecular function: flavin adenine dinucleotide binding; thioredoxin-disulfide reductase (NADPH) activity; glutathione-disulfide reductase (NADPH) activity. Gene Ontology annotation, cellular component: cytosol; mitochondrion. The record is from RefSeq and is a predicted model, not a curated record.